AUGCUAAGAUCAGCCUUCCCGCUCGUCUUCCAAUUCCCACACCGGAAACCGCCCCCAAUCCCUCCGCGCCCACCACCUGUUCGUCGGUAUGCCUCUCCCACCGCCGCCGCCUUCCCACCGCUCCCUCCAGCUUCCGCCUACGUCCACCUCCCCUUCUGCCGCAAGCGCUGCCACUACUGCGACUUCCCCAUCGUCGCGCUCGGCUCCUCCUCCCCCUUCCCCCGCGGCGACGGCGACGACCCGAGGAUCUCGGACUACGUGCGCCUCCUUCUCCGGGAGGUCGCCGCCACGCGGCCCGUGUCUGAUGACGGCGUGCCCCUCGAGACCAUCUUCUUCGGCGGCGGCACGCCGUCGCUGGUCCCGCCGAAGCUCGUCGCCGCGGUACUCGACGCGCUGCGCGCCAAGUUCGGCCUGUCCGCGUGCCCGGAGGUGUCCAUCGAGAUGGACCCCGGCACCUUUGACGCCGCUAAGCUGAGGGAUCUGGUGGGCGUGGGCGUCAACCGGGUCUCGCUCGGGGUGCAGGCGUUCCAGGAGGGCCUGCUUCGUUCGUGCGGCCGCGCGCACGGCCUGCGGGAGGUGCACGAGGCCGUCGGGAUUGUGACCGGCUGCGAGGGGCUUCAGAACUGGAGCAUGGACCUCAUCUCCUCGCUGCCCAACCAGACCCAGGACAUGUGGGAGGAGAGCUUGAGGUGCACCAUCGAUGCCCGCCCAACGCAUGUCUCCGUCUAUGACCUGCAGAUUGAGCAGGGCACCAAGUUUGGCCAAAUGUAUACACCUGGUGUAUUUCCUCUUCCAAAUGAAACCGACUCUGCGAACUUCUACAAGAUGGCUUCGAAACGGCUUUCUGAAGCAGGAUAUCAACACUAUGAGAUCAGUAGCUACUGCAAGACUGGCUAUGAGUGUAAGCACAAUGUAACUUAUUGGCAAAACCGGCCAUUCUAUGCGUUUGGUCUAGGAUCAGCAAGCUACAUCAAUGGUGUCAGAUUCUCUAGGCCCAGGAGAAUGAAAGAUUACGCAGACUGGGUUCAGAAGCUGGAAGAUGGAACUUGGUGCCACGAGUCUAGCACCUCUGAGCUCAAGGAUAUGGCAAUGGACUCCGUGAUGCUAUCACUGAGAACAGCUUCGGGGCUAGACUUGCAUAGGUUCAGUAAAUCAUUUGGAAAGAAUCUGACACUGUCAUUGUGUACCAUGUUUAGGCCGUUUGUUGAGAGCGGACUUGUAAUCGCCAUGGAUACAGACCGACAGGCGCUGCAACUUAGUGAGUUUGAUGUGGAUUUAGAAAACAAGGGCGACACUGGAAGCAGGGUUGCCUUCAUCCGGCUGAGUGACCCAGAUGGAUUUUUAUUGUCCAAUGAGUUGAUCUCGCUAGCUUUUGGGAUUAUUUCGCCAUAACAGUGGUGGGCUUUUAAUCGACAAUUUUCUCUUUUACUUGUUUUAUUUCAGCUGACCAAACUGACAUGCACUGAUAUAUAGACAAACAACCAUUUGCUGAUCACCGAGAUCCAUAGUAUGUUCAUAUCAGUGUAAAUUGAAACUCCUAUUCCGUAUUAGUUCUGAGACAACUAUUACACUAUAUGCACUCAUGAUUAUCUUGUA
Molecule: messenger RNA, 1596 nt
Organism: Lolium rigidum
Lineage: Eukaryota; Viridiplantae; Streptophyta; Magnoliopsida; Poales; Poaceae
Product: heme chaperone HemW-like
Exons: 2
Coding region: 1-1392 (463 amino acids)
Biological process (GO): porphyrin-containing compound biosynthetic process
Cellular component (GO): cytoplasm
Molecular function (GO): coproporphyrinogen oxidase activity; 4 iron, 4 sulfur cluster binding
Source: RefSeq, a predicted model, not a curated record